Messenger RNA from Miscanthus lutarioriparius, 1428 nucleotides. NCBI's taxonomy places the organism in Eukaryota, Viridiplantae, Streptophyta, Magnoliopsida, Poales, Poaceae. The record is from the annotation of a GenBank genome assembly.
AUGGCAACCCCGACCGUCGUCUUGCUGCCGGUCUGGGGCGCCGGCCAUCUCAUGCCCAUGCUAGAAGCCGGCAAGCGGCUGCUCGCUAGCGGCGGCGGGCGCGGGCUCUCGGUCACCGUGCUCGUCAUGCGGCCGCCGACGGAGCAGCACGCGUCCGAGCUCGAGGGCGACAUACGCCGGGCGGAGGAGGCCGCCGCCGGCCUCGACGUCCGCUUCCAGCGCCUGCCCGCCGUCGAGCCGCCGACGGACCACGCUGGCCCGGUCGAGUUCAUCUCCCGGGUCGUGCAGCUGCACGCGCCCCACGUCAGGGCGGCCGUCUCGAGCCUGGCGCGCCCGGUGGACGCGCUCGUCCUCGACCUGUUCUGCACCCCGUUCGUUGACGUGGCCCGCGAGCUCGCCGUGCCGGCGUACGUGUACUUCACCUGCAACGCCGCGGCGCUCUCCUUCUUCAUCCGCCUGCCGGCGCUGUGCGAGGAGGUGGCCGGCGAGUUCGGGGAGAUGGACGGCGCCGCGGACAUCCCCGGGCUGCCCCUGGUGCCACCGCUCUCGCUCCCGACGCCGAUCAUGGAAAGGAAGAAGCCUGAGUGCACGUGGUACGCGUACCACGGCAGGCGCUUCAUGGACGCCGACGGCAUCAUCGUCAACACGGCCGCCGAGCUCGAGCAGAGCGUCCUCUCCGCCAUCGCCGAGGGCCGGUGCACGCGCGGGGCCGGUUGCCGGCCUGCUCCGACGCUGUACCCGAUCGGCCCGGUCAUCUCCUACCCCCCGCCGGCCGACCCGCCGCACGAGUGCGUACGGUGGCUGGACACGCAGCCUCCGGCGUCCGUGGUCUUCCUCUGCUUCGGCAGCGGAGGCUUCUUCACCGCGCCGCGGGCGCACGAGGUCGCCCGCGGCCUGGAACGCAGUGGACACCGGUUCCUCUGGGUGCUGCGCGGCGCACCGGCGCCCGGCACGUGGAGCCCCACGGACGCGGACCUCGCGCAGCUGCUCCCGGAGGGCUUCGUCGAGCGGACGAGGGACAGAGGGCUCGUGUGGCCGACGACGGCGCCGCAGAAGGAGAUCCUCGCGCACGUGGCCGUGGGGGCCUUCGUGACGCACUGCGGGUGGAACUCGAUCCUGGAGAGCCUGUGGUUCGGUGUGCCCAUGGCGCCAUGGCCGCUGUAUGCCGAGCAGCACCUGAACGCGUUCGCGCUGGUGGCCAGCAUGGGUGUCGCCGUGGUGAUGGAGGUGGACAGGAGGAGGGACAACUUCGUGGAGGCGGCGGAGCUUGAGCGGGCCGUGAAGGAGCUGAUGGGUUACGGCGAGGAGGGGAGGAAGGCGAGGGAGAAGGCCGCGGAGAUGCAGGCGAGGUGCCGGAAGGCCGUCGAGGAUGGCGGGUCGUCGACGGCUACGUUAUCAAAGCUCUGGAACGAUAUCUGUCGACAGUGA